AUGCAGCCGCUGCGACCGCUGAUCGCGGCGCCGCCGCUGCUGCUGGUGCUGCUGCUGGCGGCCUGCCCCCUCCGCGCGCUGGGCAUCCAUCACCUGAAUGUCCACGUGGGCGCAAAGUCGAAGGCGCAAAUGACAGAGAUAGCCCGCCGCCUGCCGCCGGCCGGCGACGCGUUUGACUCUUUGACCGAGGGCCAGCGCGGCGCGUGGACGCACGACCUGCGGCUCAGCGCGGCGGAGACGCUGGCGGCGCUGGCGGCGCCCAAAGUCAGCGUGACCGUCGACGUAAAGCUGGUCGGGUUCGACGGGGAGGG
Monoraphidium neglectum is the source of this 311-nucleotide messenger RNA. RefSeq lists its product as hypothetical. The transcript has 2 exons. Lineage: Eukaryota; Viridiplantae; Chlorophyta; Chlorophyceae; Sphaeropleales; Selenastraceae. The record is from RefSeq and is a predicted model, not a curated record. The annotation marks the transcript as partial.